This is a messenger RNA of Planococcus citri (citrus mealybug), 1296 nucleotides long. Its product is annotated as WD repeat-containing protein 54-like. Gene Ontology annotation, cellular component: catalytic step 2 spliceosome. Bases 16 to 1065 code for a protein of 349 amino acids. NCBI's taxonomy places the organism in Eukaryota, Metazoa, Arthropoda, Insecta, Hemiptera, Pseudococcidae. The transcript has 5 exons. The record is from RefSeq and is a predicted model, not a curated record. Gene Ontology annotation, molecular function: protein binding; RNA binding.
AAUAAACAGUUGCUAAUGGAAACAAAACAGCAACACAUUCGACUUUCCUCAGUCACCAUCGUAGAAAUGUACAAAAAGGUCGACUGUAUACUUCUACCAUAUUCGGCAUCAGCUGUUUAUAAUAAUUUAUCCGUUAAAUCGGAAAAAACUAAAAAAACUGACACUUUAUGUUUCAUUCAUCAUGAUACCGUAUGCAUUGCUCCUACAAAAGCAUCGGCUCAAAAUAAAACAAAGUUUGUUAAAUGUUCGAAAUUCAAUCCUGAUAGGAGUAUCCAUGUGACUCAGGUAGCCUGGUGUAAUUUAGGCUACGAAACCAUCUUAAUAGUAACGUCAACCGUAGGAUUGCAAGUUUUCGAUCAACACGGCGAAGAAUGCAUAUUUUCUCAUCCUUGCAGCGAUGUGACCGAACGAUACGAUCGAGGGUUCGCCAGAGGAAUAGGAAUCUUCAACGCGUUUUAUUUUUGCAUCGGUAAUAGCGCCGGUUGCAUACGAAUGUUCGGUCCACCAGAUUUAGAAGACGAGAUAAGUUUCAUCGAUCGAAAACACAAUCAUAUGUACGCCAUAACGGAUUUAUCCGCGUACAAAGAGUAUUUAAUAUCAGCCGAUGAAGAAGGUAUAAUAAUGGUAUGGCAUUUAGAAACCGAAGAAUUAAUUCACAAGAUGACGAUAGCCUCUCAAAGUCACUGUAUAGGAAUUAAACUUGUACGAGAUUUCCUCGUAGCAACUUACGGUUGCGGAAAAAUACGACUGUACAAUGUCGAGAGAGACUCUCACAAGAGUAGAAUAAAUACGUUGAACGUUUCGCUAGAGGUGGCAGCUCACGCUCGAGCCAUUACGUCUUUCGAUAUAUCGGAAAAUAACGAGUAUUUAAUCACCGUAUCGGAAGACUGUUAUUGUAAAAUAUGGCAAUUUUAUAAAGACGGCAAUUCUCAGAUGCUGAAACACGUGGCCAAUAUCUUAAUCAAAGAUAGUAUGCUACUCGGUUGUAAAUUUUUAACCACGAAUGGGAGUAAAUUUUGCGUUUCGACUUACGACAGCAACAUAGUGACGUGUUAUUCAUUAUGAAAAUAGGCUCCAUAGGUACGGUAUACGGCGGUACAAUUCAGUCGAAUGGUAAACGAUAUCACAGUAAUUUUUCAUCAUUAACUAACGUUCAUUAAUUUACCUAUUUCAAUACCAACUCGACGCUGAGCUGAUUUAUUUUAUUGUGUAUAUCGUGGUAGAAAGUAUCAUCAACGUCUGUUUCAUCGCCGGAUAAAUUUUUAUAAUAUUCUAAUAAACGUGGUAAAACCUUAA